Molecule: messenger RNA, 2737 nt
Organism: Ricinus communis (castor bean)
Lineage: Eukaryota; Viridiplantae; Streptophyta; Magnoliopsida; Malpighiales; Euphorbiaceae
Product: ubiquitin carboxyl-terminal hydrolase 18
Exons: 11
Coding region: 555-2453 (632 amino acids)
Biological process (GO): protein deubiquitination
Cellular component (GO): nucleus; cytosol
Molecular function (GO): cysteine-type deubiquitinase activity; cysteine-type endopeptidase activity
Source: RefSeq, a predicted model, not a curated record
ACAUAUUAUAUUAUAAAAUCAUAUAUUUUCAAAAAAUAUCAGACGUCAAAAUAAAAAGAGGAAAUAAAAAUUUUUUAAAAAAAAGGGCACAGACGAUAGGGAACCUAACCAGACAGACAAUACAAACAAACAAACAUACAAACAUUUGUAGAGAGAAACACACAAACCCAAAGUCAGUCAGGCCCACCUCCCUUCCUCCUCCUCCUCCUCCUUCUCCUUCUUCUUCUUCUGCUCCCUCAAUUUUUUUUUUUUUUUUUUUUUUUUUUUUUUUUUUUUUUUAAGUUUACACUCUCUAAACCCUAAUUUAACACACACGUACCCAUAAACACAAACUUAAAACUUCCCCUAAUUUAUUUCCCAAAACCCUAACAAGUUUCUAUAUCAUUUUUUUACGUUCUUAUUCAUUUUUUCUUUUUUUAUAUAUUCAGUCAGGUAGUUAGUUAGUUUCUAAUUGCAAAGAAAAUAUAAAACUUAAAAAAAGUUCUAAAUCACUUUGGAAGGAGAAAAGAGUCCGAAUUGUGUAUUUAUAUGUAUGUAUAUGAUAAAACGUGUAGAUGCAUGUCGGCGGAAUAACGGUGGAUCUCAAUUGGUUCCUUCAAUUUGUAUUUACGUUAUUUUUAAUAGCUCUAGGAUUGCUUCACUUGGUCAAGAACACGGCGUCGAAGUACUUCGAGGUCGACGCCCAUUUCGAAGGCGGAGCUACGAUUACUGCUGAUCGGAAUCAAGCCCCGGCGGUUCCGUCCAUGGAAUCUUCUUGUGCUAAUUGCGGUAAUCUUGGAACCAAGAAAUGCUCCCGUUGUAAAUCUGUUAGAUACUGCUCAACAGAAUGCCAAGAAGUACACUGGAAAUCUGGGCAUAAGUCAAAAUGCAAGAAUCUUGUCAGGGUUAAUUCAGUUGAGAAUGCAAAAACAAAUUUUGGAGUUAAAGCUUCAGGCCUUGGAGGCAGAAUUUCUUCUGGCAUUGCGCUGGUUCCUUCCAAUGGAAUCACUAAGCUUAUUAAGAAGCCAACAGAGGUUCUGUUCCCCUAUGAUAAGUUCAUUAAACUUUACAACUGGAACAAGGGAGCAUUCCCUCCUUGUGGGCUCUUAAAUUGUGGAAACAGCUGUUUUGCCAAUGUGGUACUGCAAUGUCUCACAUUCACACGGCCACUUGUUGCUUACUUGUUGGAGGAAGGCCACCAAAGAGAAUGUAGACGCAAUGAUUGGUGCUUUCUCUGUGAAUUUCAAGUGCAUGUUGAAAGAGCAAGCAAAAGUUCGCAUCCAUUUUCACCAAUGAGUAUACUGUCUCGGUUGCCUAAUAUUGGCGGUAAUCUUGGCUAUGGGAAACAGGAGGAUGCCCAUGAGUUUAUGAGGUUCGCGAUUGAUACUAUGCAAUCAGUGUGCCUUGAUGAAUAUGGUGGAGAAAAGGCUGUUGAUCCAGCCUUUCAAGAAACGACCCUUAUUCAACAUAUAUUUGGUGGUCACCUACAAUCUCAGGUGAUAUGUACGAAAUGCAACAAGAUAUCUAAUCAGCUUGAAAAUAUGAUGGAUUUAACUGUUGAAAUUCAUGGGGAUUCGGGUUCCUUGGAGGAUUGCCUUGAGCAAUUCACAGACAGAGAGCAGCUUCAUGGAGAAAAUAUGUACAGAUGUGAUGGGUGCAAUGACUAUGUAAAAGCUUGGAAGCGUCUUACCAUUCGACGGGCUCCAAAUAUUCUUACAAUUGCCUUGAAAAGAUUUCAGAGUGGGAGGUUUGGGAAACUCAACAAAAGAGUAGCUUUCCCUGAGAGUUUAGAUCUCAGCCCCUAUACUAGUGAAGGAGGAGAUGGUACAGACGUAUACAGGCUUUAUGCUGUUGUUGUCCAUGUGGAUAUGCUGAAUGCCUCAUUUUUUGGUCAUUACAUCUGCUAUAUUAAGGAUUUCUGUGGGAACUGGUAUAGAGUUGAUGACUGUAAGGUUCGAAGUGUUGAAUUGGAAGAAGUACUUUCUCAGGGAGCAUAUAUGCUUUUAUAUAGCAGGAUUUCUGCCAGGCCAUCAUGUCUUAGAACCGUGGAACCUGCAAAGGAGCUGCAGCCAACAGAAAAUGUAGGUUUAGGCUCCUGCACAAAUGUAAAAAUUGAAUGUACAAACGGAAGAGUUGAAUGCUUCUCUGGUGUAGAAUCAAUCAAUAACACAAGUGCUACUGAGUCCCUAGCAUCUGAAAGGAAUUCAGGAAUUGUUGAUGAUUGCGAUGUUGAAUUAAGUUCAGCUGUUCCAAUGGACAUGGAUAUUACUCGCACGUCAGAUCUACUGGAGGCCUCUGAUUGUGACAAUGACACAUCAGUAACAUUUGAUUAUGAUGCUGCAGGUGAAGAUACAGUAAGGAUUAUCACAAUUGAUUCUGAUUUGGAUUCAGGUGUUCCAGUGGAAUGUGGGAAGGAUUCAUCUUCUGUAAAUGGCUGUUGUGAAAGAAGAAUUGGGGAAUGCGGAUCUGAUUAAUUCUGAGGCAAGUUCUGGCAUUGCGAAGUGGUGCAGAUGACAGCGAUAGGAUUGGAGCUCAGAGAGCAGCAAUAACAAAUAGAUAUUGAUGAUUGCGGAACAUUUUCGCUAAUUAUUUGUUAAUAUAUUCUUUCUUUUUGUUAUCCCAUCAUCAAAAGGAAAAUUUGGGUUGGGAAAUUUUUGUCUGGGGCUUCAUUAUUUACACAAAUCUCGGAUUUUAUUUGUAACAACUGUAGAUGUUGGCUUACCUUUCAUUAAAAAUGAUAACCACGAGGAUUCCUCUA